This is a messenger RNA of Alligator sinensis (Chinese alligator), 967 nucleotides long. It is a transcript of the gene FSTL3, whose product is annotated as follistatin like 3. Gene Ontology annotation, molecular function: protein binding; activin binding. Gene Ontology annotation, biological process: cell differentiation; multicellular organism development; negative regulation of activin receptor signaling pathway. The record is from RefSeq and is a predicted model, not a curated record. The coding region runs from base 16 to 861 and encodes 281 amino acids. NCBI's taxonomy places the organism in Eukaryota, Metazoa, Chordata, Crocodylia, Alligatoridae. The transcript has 4 exons.
AGGAUCCAUGCCUUUAUGCAAAGCCCUGCACACAGGGCAGCGUCAGGGGUGCACAGGGCGGCAUGUGUCCAAAGACCUUGUUUUAGUUUUGCAUUGGCUUCCUGGCGCUUAACCCUUGCUGCGUCUCAAAGCCGCCGGCUCCUGAGCCCGGUUCUCACGUCCUGCUUCCUCCACACAGAGGGGAUCUGCUGGCUGCAGCAGGGGAGGGAAGCCAAAUGCACCAUGAUCCUCCGGACGGGCGUGACCUGGGAGGAGUGCUGCAGCAAUGGCAACGUGGACGUGGCCUGGUCCAACUACACCUACCCGGGCAACAAGAUCAGCCUCCUGGGCUUCCUGGGACUUGUGACCUGCCAUCCGUGCAAAGAGUCCUGCGAGGGGGUGGUGUGUGGUCCCGACAAGGUCUGCAAGAUGAAGCACGGCCGCCCCCAGUGCACCUGCGCCCCCGACUGCUCCCGCCUGCCCAGGAAGCUGCAGGUGUGCGGCUCCGACGGCUACACCUACCGGGACGAGUGCGAGCUGCUGACGGCCAAGUGCAGAGACCACCCUGACCUGGAAGUGAUGUACCAGGGAAAAUGCAAAAAGUCCUGCUCCAGCGUGGUGUGUCCCGGGACCCACACCUGCGUGGUGGACCAGACGGGCAGCGCCCACUGCGUGAUGUGCCGGGCGGCCCCCUGCCCCGAGCCCACCAGCCUGGACCGCGCGCUGUGCGGCAACAACAACGUCACCUACCCGUCCGCCUGCCACCUGCGGCGGGCGACCUGCUUCCUGGGCAGAUCCAUCGGCGUCCGCCACUACGGAAGCUGCUUGGCUGUGCCUAAAUACUCCCCGGAUGAGGACGAUGCUGAAGAAAACUACGUGUGAAACCUUCCUUGUGCGCCGAGAGGCUGAACCCGGGAGCUAGGGGCAUUAUGUGUAUAUUGUACGAACCAUAUACCCGAUAUUUAUUAAGAUAAAAGAUCCUUAUUUA